Messenger RNA from Neomonachus schauinslandi (Hawaiian monk seal), 438 nucleotides. It is a transcript of the gene TMEM272, whose product is annotated as transmembrane protein 272. The record is from RefSeq and is a predicted model, not a curated record. Lineage: Eukaryota; Metazoa; Chordata; Mammalia; Carnivora; Phocidae.
AUGAGGAAUGAAGUUUUUGGAGACUGCCCCAUGCAGCUCCUCAUUCGUCUCUGUUUGCUAGUGGGUGGGAUCAUUGGAGCCUUAAAGGGGUCUCUCCUGCUGUACGAAUCCACCAGGAUGAGGCGGCUUCUGUCCCAGGCCAUGGUGAUCGACAAUGACAACUAUGAUGAAUAUCCCUCGAGGCCGAAUGUGCACAAGUGUUAUAGACACCUAAGCCUCAGCCUCUUCCUCCUCUGUUUCCUUCUGGGAAACCACUGGCUCUUUUCCGUUUACCUGCCUGAUUUUAUUCCCCCUUUCCAGCAGCCUCAGGAUUACUGUGACAAAACCCUGUACCUCUUUGCAGUAGGGGUCCUCGUGCUCAGCCACGCCGUGCUGGGCCUACUGGUCCUGUGCAGCGGUUGUCUACGUGUGGUCCAGGUGAAGAUUUGUUGUCCAUGA